This is a messenger RNA of Ascochyta rabiei, 1635 nucleotides long. RefSeq names its product Non-specific serine/threonine protein kinase. Gene Ontology annotation, biological process: maturation of SSU-rRNA. The transcript has a single exon. The record is from RefSeq and is a predicted model, not a curated record. The coding region runs from base 1 to 1635 and encodes 544 amino acids. NCBI's taxonomy places the organism in Eukaryota, Fungi, Ascomycota, Dothideomycetes, Pleosporales, Didymellaceae. Gene Ontology annotation, cellular component: preribosome, small subunit precursor; cytosol. Gene Ontology annotation, molecular function: protein serine/threonine kinase activity; ATP binding.
AUGGCCAACACACAGGAAGAUGCGCAGCCGCAGCAUCAGUCUGAAGAGAUUCAGGUGCCUCAGAUACCGCAAACCGACGAACCUGCCGACGAGAACGACGAUGACAUCGACGACCUCUUCGACUCGGACGACGAGGAUGCACCCGAGCUCAUCGAAUCCAACAACCCGAGCGAUUUUACAAAAACCUACAACAGACAGCGCAAACUGAACGACCCCUCGGUGCCCGCCGAUUACAAACCCAAGAACAACCCACAAAAGCCCUCUGCAAACACGAACCUCUCUCUUGACGACCAAGUCGCCUCUCUUUCUAAGCAUGCCAGCAAAAUCCGCCUCGACUCGAGGUUCAGUGGAGCAACAGGCGGCGGUGCACGCGACAAGGAUAAGGCGGAUCGCGCCACCACUGAGCAAGUGUUGGACAGGAGAACACAGAUGAUCCUCCUCCAGCUCAUCAACCGUGACACAAUCAGCGAACUGCACGGCGUCAUUUCCACCGGUAAGGAAGCCAAUGUGUACCACGCCAUCAGCGAAUCCCCCGAGGACGGCGAGCAGACGCACCGCGCAGUGAAAGUCUACAAGACAUCGAUCCUGGUGUUCAAAGACCGCGCAAAGUACGUCGAGGGCGAGUUCCGUUUCCGCCAGGGGUAUAGCAAGAGCAACAACCGGGCCAUGGUCAAGCUCUGGGCGGACAAAGAGCGCCGCAACCUUGCGCGCAUCCACGAUGCGGGGAUUCCCUCGCCCGAGCCCAUCGCUCUGCGCACACACGUACUCGUCAUGGGCUUUGUGGGUGACCGCAAGGGCAAGCCAGCGCCGCGACUGAAGGACGUGCGAUUUGAUGGCUUGACAAGCGAGGAGGAGGAUGCGAAAUGGACAGAUCUGUACAUUGAGAUGCUGGCCUACAUGCGCAUCCUGUAUCAUACAUGUCGCCUCGUGCACGCCGAUUUGAGCGAGUACAACGUCCUCUUCCAUGAGGGGCGGCAGUGGAUGAUCGACGUGUCGCAAGCCGUGGAACACGACCACCCACGAUCCCUGGAAUUCCUGCGUAUGGACGUGAAGAACGUAUCGGACUUCUACCGCAGCCGGAAUGUCGAGGUGCUCAGCGAGCGAAGGGCGUUUGCUUUCAUCACCGGCGAAAAGGGAGAAAAAGAGGUCAAGGACAUGGAGGCCAUCUCCAACACGGUCCGAGAAGUGAUGAAGAGGGAGCCACAGACGGAAGAAGAAAAGAAGCGGGACGAGGAAAACGACGACGUGUUCCGCAACCAAUACAUUCCUCAAACUCUCGAUCAAGUGUACGACAUCGAGCGCGACGCGGCGCUCGUCAACGCCGGCGAAGCCUCCUCGCUCCCCUACCAAGACCUGCUCGCGAACAAAGUCGUCCGAGAGGAUAACGACGGCGCGGAAGCAGGCGAUUCGGGCUCGGGAGGCGUGGAUCUCUCGUCAUCCGACGAAUCUGACGGGAGCGAAGUAGACCAGAGCAUAUUCGACAAGGGCCCCUCGCGGGGGAAGAAGAACAUGGACAAGGAAGAAAAGGCAGCGCACAAAAAGGCCAUCAAGGCCGAGAAGCAGGAGAAGCGCAAGGAGAAGAUGCCCAAGCACCUCAAGAAGAAAAUGGUUAGCUCCAGCUCGAGGAGGAAGUAG